AUGCCUCCCGAAGCCCAAAGCGAGGCAUUGGGCGAGGAUACCGUCCUUAAAGGAAAGGAGACACCGCCCCAGACCCCUUCACCAGGACAUGUGGCAUAUGCAACGACAACGAACAGCAUUCCGUUGGGAAACGACACAGACCUGGCCAGACAUGAGACUGCUCGCACAAGUCUAGGCCACGCGCCCAGCCUGACCAACACGGUUUCUCGGGUGCCUACCGCCACAGAGGUCGCAUCUUUCUCUCGCCUCCACGAAAUCCUCUUCGUCAUCGUCAUAACAUCCGCACAGCUCCUUACCCAGGCAGCCCUCGCUCAAUCGAUCGCGCCUCUGCACGUCAUUGGGCACACCUUUAACACCACCAACCCAGGCCAGCUCUCGUGGCUUCCAGCUGGGUACUCCCUGACCGUAGGCACGUUCAUCCUUCCUGCUGGCCGAUGGGGUGAUCUCUUUGGGCACAAGAAGCUCCUUGUGAUCGGCUAUUGCUGGUUCGCGGUCUGGUCUCUCGUGGCGGGCUUCAGCGCCUUUUCCCACUCCCUCAUCUUCUUCGCAUUCUGUCGUGCGAUGCAGGGAAUAGGGCCUGCCAUCAUGCUCCCCAACGGCAUUGCGGUGCUCAGCAGAACAUACCCGCCUGGACCGAGAAAGGAUAUGGUCCUGAGCUUGUUCGGAGCAGCGGCCCCGGGAGGAUACCUCGUCGGAGCCGUGUUCUCUGGCAUAUUCACGCAGUUUGUAUGGUGGCCCUGGGCAUACUGGGUGCUGGGCAUGGUAUGUGUGCUUAUGGCGUUCCUGGUCGUCUUUACCGUGCCAGACAUGCCGGUCGCUGGUGGAGUCGUGACGUUCCGAGAACUCGAUGUCACGGGGACACUGAUCGGCGUGGUAGGAUUGGUGCUGUUCAAUUUCGCAUGGAAUCAAGGCCCGACUGCGGGAUGGGCUCAGGUCGAUGUCUAUGUCUUGCUCAUCGUCGGUGUUCUCUUGCUGGCGUUAUUCUUCUGGUUUGAAAAGUACAGGGCUAGUUUUCCACUCGUGCCAAUGAGCUCGUUCACCCGCGAUACGCGACUGGUGUUUGCAUGCGAGGCGUUUGGCUGGGCAAGUUUUGGCAUCUGGGUCUUUUAUCUCUGGCAGUUUCUGGAAAUCCUGCGCGGACAGUCGAUUCUGCUCACAGCAUCUAUGAUCGUGCCGACCGCGAUAUCCGGUGCCAUCGCAUCCAUCACGACCGGCUUCGUCAUCAGCAAAAUCCAGCCAGGCUGGGUGCUGUUGAUUUCGAUGACGGCGUUCUGCGUCGGGAAUAUCUUGCUCGCGACGAUGCCAGUGCAUCAGACAUUCUGGGCGCAAACCUUUGUUGCGCUUAUCGUGACGCCGUGGGGCAUGGACAUGAGUUUCCCCAGCGGCGUGAUUGUGUUGUCAAAUCAUAUGCCGCCCGAACAUCAAGGAUUAGCCGCAAGCUUGAUCAACACCGUGGUGAAUUACUCGAUCAGUAUCGGUCUAGGCAUGGCAGGGACUGUGGAGACACACGUGAACCACGGCGGCACAGACGAAUUAAAAGGAUAUAGAGGGGCGUGGUAUCUUGGUAUAGGCCUGGACGGGUUGGGAAUUGUCUUGGCCAUCUGUCUGAUCUUUUCUUGGAGAGCAACAGAAAGGUCGAAGGAGAAGGCACUCAAGGAGAAGAAUGAGGCAUGA
This is a messenger RNA of Exophiala spinifera, 1674 nucleotides long. RefSeq lists its product as uncharacterized. Gene Ontology annotation, molecular function: transmembrane transporter activity. Bases 1 to 1674 code for a protein of 557 amino acids. NCBI's taxonomy places the organism in Eukaryota, Fungi, Ascomycota, Eurotiomycetes, Chaetothyriales, Herpotrichiellaceae. Gene Ontology annotation, biological process: transmembrane transport. Gene Ontology annotation, cellular component: membrane. The transcript is spliced from 2 exons. The record is from RefSeq and is a predicted model, not a curated record.